Messenger RNA from Ictalurus punctatus (channel catfish), 1214 nucleotides. RefSeq names its product phosphoribosyl pyrophosphate synthetase-associated protein 1 (gene kpra). Gene Ontology annotation, cellular component: ribose phosphate diphosphokinase complex; cytoplasm. The record is from RefSeq and is marked provisional. Gene Ontology annotation, molecular function: magnesium ion binding; ribose phosphate diphosphokinase activity. NCBI's taxonomy places the organism in Eukaryota, Metazoa, Chordata, Actinopteri, Siluriformes, Ictaluridae. Gene Ontology annotation, biological process: purine nucleotide biosynthetic process; 5-phosphoribose 1-diphosphate biosynthetic process.
UAUAACCCCAACAUGAACGUGGGCAGAAGUGGAUACAGGGUCUUCUGUGCCAACAACAUCCCAGCAUGCACCGAACUGGCCAACAAGAUCACUGAGCGUCUUGGUGUGGAACUGGGCAAAUCGGUGGUGUUUGAGGGGGCUAACAGAGAGACCACAGUGGAGGUGAAGGAAUCAGUCAGAGGACAGGACAUCUUCAUCAUCCAGACCAUACGCAGGGAUGUGAACACGGCGAUCAUGGAGCUGCUGGUGAUGGCGUACGCUCUGAAGACGUCCUGCGCUAAGAACAUCAUCGGCGUCAUCCCGUAUUUCCCUUACAGCAAGCAGUGCAAGUUGAGGAAGAGAGGAUCCAUCGUCUGCAAGUUGCUAGCAUCCAUGCUGGCUAAAGCAGGUCUGACCCACAUCAUCACCAUGGAUCUGCACCAGAAAGAGAUCCAGGGUUUCUUCAACUUCCCUGUGGAUAACCUGCGAGCUUCACCAUUUUUGCUGCAGUACAUCCAGGAGGAGAUCCCUGACUUCAGAAAUGCUGUUAUUGUUGCAAAAUCACCGGCGGCUGCAAAGAGAGCUCAAUCGUAUGCCGAGCGUCUGAGACUCGGUUUGGCAGUGAUUCAUGGUGAAGCUCAGUCUGAGGCGGAGUCUGAUCUGGCCGACGGUCAAAACUCUCUUCCUGUGUUCAAGCCCUCAGGUGGACCUCCAGGCCUCGAGCUGCCCGUGAUGAUGGCUAAAGAGAAACCACCCAUCACCGUGGUGGGAGACGUUGGAGGUCGAAUCGCCAUCAUUAUUGAUGACAUCAUCGAUGACGUGGAGGACUUUGUGGCAGUGGCGGAGAUUCUAAAAGAGAGAGGAGCGUAUAAGAUCUACGUCAUGGCCACUCACGGCUUGCUCUCGGCUGACGCCCCGCGCCUCAUCGAGGAGUCCCUUAUAGACGAGGUGGUGGUGACUAACACUGUCCCCCACGAGGUCCAGAAGCUUCAGUGUCCCAAGAUCAAGACGGUGGACGUCAGUAUGAUUCUGGCCGAAGCCAUCCGCCGCAUCCAUAACGGAGAAUCCAUGGCCUACUUGUUCCGCAACAUCACUGUGGAUGACUAACAGCACGAUGUUAAAAAGCAUAAUGAGUCCUCAGGCUGAUCCAGGACCAGUCUGGGGCCUUUUUCUGUGAUGCCUCGUGUUUCAUCUGGUGGUUUCAGAUCCUGAUAUAUCAAAAAAAAAAAAAAAAA